CUCUAGUGACAAGUCUAUUGGGUCACGUGCCUUGAGAUUUCAGCUUUCUAGUUCGCCAGCAGUAGCGUGAAACAGUGCGACCGGCGCAAUUUCAUUCAGACAUCGCCCUUUUUGUCUUUUGUGCUCAUGCUCUCCGGUGCAACAUGGCAGCUGCAGAUCUGCAAUCUAUAACUGAGAAAUUUCAAAACUUGUCAGAAGAUGAUUUUAAGGAAGAAGAUACCAAUGUGUUCUUGGUCACCUGCCAGAAGUGCUUGGAGGAGGAAGAGGUGGCACUUUUACUUGAAAUAAUCAGAGAUGAGAAAAACCAGGCUAUCGUCAAGAACAUGGGCUGGAAUCUUAUUGGACCGAUUACAAAAUGCAUUUUGAGAUCCAGCAAUAAUGACACAAGCAAAAUCUGCUUGGACAUGAUUCAUUAUUUGUGUAUGCUGUGUAACCCAAAGGAGGUUUUGUUGGGUUUACUUGAACAAAUCGAUGAAGCCGCAGGUGAACAAAUAUCUCAGGUGGUUCUACUUCUGCUUCAGCCUUUACAAGAAGUGCUGCUGAAACUUGGCAAGAGAAAAGCCUAUUCGGUAGGACUGUCACUCUCCACAAUCCACUCUCGGAUAACUUGUUUGCCAGUGCCCUUCACCAAAGAACAGACCCAGGAGGACAAACAUGGUCUCUGCCAGUGCUGCUGUGCCAUGGUCCAGUUUACUAAACCUUUUGUUGACGUUGUAUCUCAGAGCAAAGCCUUAAUAAUAGAACCUGACACUGCGGAAUUAAGAAAAGAAUUGCUGGCUUUUUGUUUUAGUUGCUUGAAGUAUCCCUUGCUCACUGCACAGUUAAAUCUGUUUCCGGAAAACACUGAUGAUAAUCCUUUUUUCCAGUUUGCUAAAGACAUUUUGGGAACAUUCGUUUUGCUGGGGGAACCACUGUCUGUGGCAUUUUUACAGCAUGGCGAUAGGACCCCAAUUCUAGAAAUUGAAGAUGUUAGGCCGGAAGAAGGAAAAUGCACUGCAGAAACUUUUGCAUGUCUUUCGUAUCUUCUCUUUGUGCAACACAUUGGAUUGGAUGACUUCCCCUUUGUAUUUGGGCCAACAUUUCUUUUAAAGACGAAUAUGCAGCAUGUUGAUGUAUUGCUGAAAAGAACCGAGGAAUCCAUUUUAUCAAAAGGGCUUGAGUUGUUGGAGAACAGUCUGUUAAGAGUAGAAGAUGAAAGUCUUCAUCAAGACUUCUUAGAGAUUAAAGCAGUUCUUCAUGUGGUACAGGAUUUGGAGAAAGUGAUGACCCUUUGCCCUAUUGAACAUCUAAGAAAAAGGAGUCUAAAACUUUUACAAUUGAUGAUUGACAAAUUUGGGGAAGAAGGAAAGUAUAAGUUAUUCAGAUGCUUAUUUAAAUCAAGCAACCAUGCUGGUGUACAGGGUUACAUCAUUCAAAACAUAAAGAAUCAGAUAGAUAUUGCACUUCAGACAAACUCCAACAGCAAAUGGUUUUUAGGGCCUCGACUGACUCCACUUCUUCAUAUGGUUCUCUCUCUUCCUGAAGGAGCAGAAACUGAUCUUCUGCAGUAUUCGGAUAGGAUAAUGGCUUCACUAAAUCUUCUGAGAUAUUUAAUUAUCAGACAAGACAAUGAAGUUGAUACUAAAACUGCUGUGUGGACUGAACUUGGCAGAAUUGAAAAUAAUUAUUUAAAGCCACUUCAUAUAGGACUAAAUAUGUCGAAAGCCCAUUAUGAAGCAGAAAUGAAGAGCGCAAGUGAGAAAAAGAAAGGAUUGCAUUCAAAGAAGGCAAUUUGUUCUGUAACAGUUGGGGAAAAUAAACUUCCUGACAUGACUCCAGAAAUGCAGCUCCAGGUUCUUCGGUCAGCUCUUUUCACAUUUGAUUUAAUGGAAAGUGUUCUUGCCAGAGUAGAAGAACUCAUUGAAGUGAAACUAAAAUCUGCAUCAGAGGAGAAAAUUGGGUCAUGAUAAGAUGUUUCAAUAUUUUUAUGCAUUUUUGCCUAUGUCCUAGGCAUUAAACUAUUUAAUGUAGAAUAUAUCAUGUAUUCACAAAAAUACAGGGUUGUGUAGUAUUUAUUUUACAUAAAAGUUAUUUUUUUUUCUGGUUUGUGAUAAGUCUUACAAUAUAAUUUUCCCAUAGAACACUGUUAUUUAGAGACAUGAAAACUAAAUUAAUAAACAUCACAUACAAGGAGGUUUAAAAGAGAUGUGUCUUCUAUAAAAUGUUUUAGAUCUACUAAUUGUAUAUCAAUGCCUUACAUGCAGCGUUGAUCAGUCUUAAAGCACACCUGCACAGACAGAUUUUGGGUACCUUCAGCUGGCUUAUGUACAAGACCAAAAUUUUCACCUAAAUUGUAGACAGAUCUGAUUGGCUCUUGCUGAUAUAAAUAGGGCUGAACAGAAAAUUGCAUUGGCCGAAAACCACGUCAAAAUGUGUAUGUGGAUAGCUGUAUUUCUCUGGCCUCCAUGGUUGACCGGUGAGAAGUGCAGCUUACACUCCACAAACAUCCUCAUACAGAAAUCACAAACCCCUUGUUUUAAUUGGCUAAAAUAGUCUUGUUUUAAAGCGGACAAAUCCAGAGCUCCUAGUGAGUUUUUUUUUUUUUUCAUAUAUAUCUAAAAUUAUGAAGCAUCCAGAAUUUCUUUGUACCUCUCUCUCCUAAUAAAUUUAUUAUAACUUUUUUCUUAAA
Messenger RNA from Xenopus laevis (African clawed frog), 2668 nucleotides. RefSeq names its product glomulin, FKBP associated protein L homeolog (gene glmn.L). NCBI's taxonomy places the organism in Eukaryota, Metazoa, Chordata, Amphibia, Anura, Pipidae. Gene Ontology annotation, molecular function: ubiquitin-protein transferase inhibitor activity. The record is from RefSeq and is marked provisional. Gene Ontology annotation, cellular component: cytoplasm.